Microdochium trichocladiopsis is the source of this 1160-nucleotide messenger RNA. RefSeq lists its product as uncharacterized. The transcript has a single exon. The record is from RefSeq and is a predicted model, not a curated record. Bases 160 to 711 code for a protein of 183 amino acids. NCBI's taxonomy places the organism in Eukaryota, Fungi, Ascomycota, Sordariomycetes, Xylariales, Microdochiaceae.
GCAAGGCUGUAUACUCCGACCCUCUCAGCCAUAAUCUAUGUGCAGCGGCUGCUCUUCCUGGAGUAUGCCCUCCCUCUCGAAGCCUACGGUUAUAUCGGAAUUCCUCAGCGGCCACGAUACCGGCAGUUUGAGCGGCUUGAAUCAGUACGACAUAGAUAUAUGCUGAGCAAGUCAAUGACCCCCCUACCAGAGAUGUUGAGCCUCCGUGACUACGGGAGAGUGAUAGCCAGAACAGACACCCCGUCAUAUUUCCUCUACUGGAGUGACGAUUUACAAAGGGUGUCGUACGGAGACUCCUUCACUAUUUCUAUAAACACCUUCCGACAGUUAUCAGCACACUUCAUUACGCAUGCAGAGGAACUCUGCGAGGAGCUCAUGCUUGGUUUACAGGUGGACGUUGAUCUCGCGAAGGUCAAGGACGACCUAGUCAACACUGCAGAUGGAUUCAGUUUCGUCAGCCAUCCCUACGAUAAACUGGCCCACGCCCACGCUAAGCUAUUCAAGCAGGCUUGUGUUCGUACUUCUGGACUGUUCGACGAGACGAGCGGCAUGUGGAAAGCAAGCGCAGUCUUACUUUACCAAAAGAAGGCAGAGAAACUGCUGGAGUCCAUUGCAGGCUGUAUACACACGACAGGCGGCCAGACUGGGCGAUCACCAGAGCUUUUUAGUCUCACGUACCAGAACAGCGCACUCGGUGAACGCGGUCUAUAGAUCUACAACGGCUCGGUAAUGACGCUUACACGGCAUCACAAAGCCAAACGUUCAACUAAUCGGGAAUUCAACGUUGCGCGCUUCCUUCCUCUCCGAGUCGGCCGCGUCGUGUUCCGAUAUUUGGCAUAUAUCCGUCCCUUCGCUAUAAGAGGGAUGCUGCUUGUGAAUUAGGCGUCAUUUGACGAGACUGUACGACGGGUAUGAAACGUGCUUCUCGUCAUCUCUAGAUCCCGAUGGUGUGAUGUUGAGGUACCUCAGAUCCCGAUGUCUGGGCGGCGGCUCGUUGCCCCUGUGGGAAGUCCAACAUGGGUCUAGCUGUGACAUGGGAUCGGAGCAUAAUAGGUUCCUAUCGAAGGACGCCUGCAGUCAAAGUCAUGUAUCAUCCGGACUAUGAUGAAGAAGCUGGGUUGUAGUUGUGUGAGCUUGUGAUGCUCAAUACAUCGUCGACA